Molecule: messenger RNA, 3760 nt
Organism: Pundamilia nyererei
Lineage: Eukaryota; Metazoa; Chordata; Actinopteri; Cichliformes; Cichlidae
Gene: bhlha15
Product: basic helix-loop-helix family, member a15
Exons: 6
Coding region: 2505-3056 (183 amino acids)
Biological process (GO): axon development; sensory organ development; positive regulation of transcription by RNA polymerase II
Cellular component (GO): nucleus
Molecular function (GO): protein dimerization activity; E-box binding; DNA-binding transcription factor activity, RNA polymerase II-specific
Source: RefSeq, a predicted model, not a curated record
GUCAACAGAAAAGCUGUAUGGUGAUAAUAAAAGGUAAAACCAGAAAAAAAGGGGAACAAUGUGCAGAAGCAGUGUCAACAGCUGUGGUAAACAUAUUAUUUAUAGCUGCAAUGAUCCAGCAGAAGCAGCUUUAAUAUUAUUUCCAUCUUUAGGUGAAACAUAUUAUAGCCUACAGCAACAUUAGCAGUCUAAUAUGUAUAAAGUAGGAAGUGUAUUUCAUAUUAUUAUAUCAGGGUUUGAAUGUAUUUAUUUUUUAUGCCAGGUCUCCAGUUUUCAGUAGGAACGGCUCCUAAAACUGCCUGCUAUUCUGCUUCCAACCUCUAGAGGGAGCGCUAUUCAUUGUUGAAACAAUACUCAUGAGACUGUCGGGGUCUUUCCAAGUAUUUGGCCUUACAAAUGCGUGGAAUAUAUACUCUUAGGACACCAACUCACUGCUAAGGAGACAGGUUUUGUUUGUUUUUUUUAUCUUCAGCAGGUCGGACACAAACUGGACACUUUAUUCUAAUGCAUCAAGUUAUCUUUUGGUCAUGUUGUGUUUUUAUUUGAAACUCCUUUUUCAAGGGAAACACUUUUGUUGGCAAAUAUGCAAAUAUGCAAAUAUUAAGGUUAAGCUGUAAAUGGUUCUACUUCUGAGAUUUGACUUGCUCUACUUUGUGUGCAUGUCAGCAGUGUAGUGUGUCACAAAAUUACUUCUCAUGUAAAUCUUGGAAAAUGCUGCACUGCUCUUUUUCAGGAGAGAGGAAAGUGAGAGGUACAACCACGUGAAAACACUGUGAUGGUUUGGAGUUGCGUUUUUUGCUUUUUGCCAGUGAUGUUGAGGGUCUUGUUAAAAGUUGUGUAACUGUGAACAUAUAAAAGUACCGUCAGGUUUGGAUCCACUAUUCAAUACUGUAAUACAUCUUAGAAGAGUUUGACUGACAACAGUUUCAUAGUUUCGUUUUUCAACAUGACAGUGGUUGCAAAAACCUUGCCAGUGCAUUAAAGGCGCACCUGGACAAAAAAAUGAAUUGGCAUCCUCAAUUCAUUUUUAUUUUAUGCUGUAACAUCUUUGAGAAUAAUAUAACAGCCACAAAGUAUCACAGAUUUUCUAUAAGUCUACAUGUCACUGUGACAUUCACUCUGCUGCAAUUCUCCAUCAGCAAGGACAGAUGUGUUACAUUAGACGGGAUAAGUUAUUGAUCCCCGUCCUGCACUCUGCUGCCGGGAAUUCUCCCGGAAGAGUGUACUGCACAUCCAACCCCCACCAACUGCUUUUCUGUGCAUCUCUCCGUCUCUUCUCUCUCUCUCUCUCAUCUCAGUAUGCUUAGCUUAUCUCUCUUGUUUUUUCCUCGAUAAGGUUCCUGCAAUGCAUUAAAAUCAGGGGACUUACUUGGGCCGACUGAAUGCAAGAGUUAAAACAUUUCGGGGGUGGAGCCGCACUGGUGAUUUCAUUGGAUAGUUUAAACUUGCUUUCUAAGAGGAAAUGCACUAACAAAGGAAUAAGGAAAAGGGAUGAAGAGCUUCAUUUGUGGAUGUCCUCAGGUCAGAUGAUACAGGAUGACGAGGAGGGACUACCAGUCACCUGCUUCUGCUUUCAAAGAUGCUGCUCAACCUGUGAACCGUGGAGGAGCACUGACUCCAGAUCAAGCUUGGUAACAGCAUCAUCAUCCUUCUCCCUCUGUCGCCAGCGCCGACGGAUCAAGCAACUAGCGUUUGCUUUGCUUGAUCUUUUUGGUACAGAUUCCCCACUUGGACAAGACUUAGUUUAAAUGUGUGGGACACAGUUUUAACACAAAAAAUUUCAAUAUGGCCGCCCGCCAAGAUCACCACAAUAAGUUUAUCAGUUUCAGCGAUGACUGUAUGCCAGCACAACUUUUUAGUGACAUUUACUCCUUGCAGAAUUGCAAUACUUUUCUUGGGAAUAGUGAUUGUCUUAUCAGUGACAACAACAAUACGACAGCUAUGAAAAGCUCCACUGUCCAAUGCCCCUUCUGUCCGAACACUAUCUCUGAGAAUGACCAGAGGGAAAAUGUUGACAGAGACAAUUUAAAUACUGCCAACCAAAGAAGACUUCCAACAUCCUCUCAAAACUACAAUCAUCCAGGAGAAUCAUGCGGACAGGACAGGAAAGUGAAAAUAAGGAAGAGUGUGUCAUUUGAUGAUGAUGUCAUUGUCUACCUGUUUGAUCAGGAGAGUCCAACUCUGGAGAUGCACUUUGAGUCUUACACGUCUCUGAUGAGCAGCUAUUCCUCCAACCUGCCAGGCGACACAUUAGAAGAUAAUGCCUUCGAAUGGGAGGAUGACUUCUCGGCUUUGGAGAAGAGCUGCCAUUUUCAGUAUGACGGGCACUCUCAUCCCUACAGCCUACUGCAGACACAUAACCGGACCGCCCAGUCCAGACCAGAGAAUGGCUGUCUACCCCAAACCUGCCUUUUCCUCACCUAUGUCACUGAGUCCGACCUCGAGUGAGAUAAGGGUUUGUUGAACCUGAGAUCUGUUCUGUCAGAGAUAAGGGGAGUAGCAAGAUGAAAUCCAAAGGGAAGGCUGUGAAGCCAUCCAGAAGGACCUGGUCCGACCCGGAGCCGGAAUUCGAGCCAGACACAGAGCCGGGCUCCAGCGAGCAGGAAGGCUCAGAGGCCUCGGUCCGGAUCCGUGGCUCCUGGAGGGGCUCUCUGAGGAGCGGCAAUGGCAAGAGGCAGGGAGGAGGCCGGCGACGCAAGCACGGCUCCAGCACCAAAGAGCGCAGCAUCCGUCGACUGGAAAGCAACGAAAGGGAACGCCAGCGCAUGCACAAACUCAACAACGCCUUCCAAGCGCUGCGCGAGGCCAUCCCGCAUGUGAAAACCGAGAAGAAGCUGUCCAAGAUCGAAACGCUGACCCUGGCUAAGAAUUACAUCAAAGCUUUGACCACCAUCAUCCUGGAUAUGUCAGGGGGCUGCCUGCCUGCUGGCGGGGUCCCUUCAGAGGCCAGCGCUGCCAAGCUCCUCCAGUGCUACCAGCAGCACCUGGAGGAAGAGGGGGAGGAAGGUCUCACCCAAUACCUCACCAGCAUGCAUAGCUUCAGCCAGCAAAGCUAACAGUAAGAUUAAAGCAAGGGGAGCCACCAGGAGGAGGGCUGGACAAAUCAAACAUUACCCACUUCCUACAGUCACACUCUUAGAGACGUUCAGCUGUGUUUUCUGUAGGAAGUGGGCUCCCCCCCCAGAUCAUAGACCUCUAAUAAAUGCUAGCAAGAGGUGAGCUGUGCAGAACUCCAUGCAAAAUAUGGAAGGAUUUUAUACAGCAGACAUGAAGAAUGCAGACUGGAAAGUGAAACCAAAUGGACCAUAGUUGUGUAAUGUAUGUGCCCAGGAAAGAAGGGCUGCUUUUUUUUUCACCCUCAUGUUUUUUUUCCUUCUUCUUCUUGCGUGUUGUGGUUUAAACUGGGGAAGGGGAUUGUUCUCUUUUGUGUUAUCUUGCCAUCUUCUUGUAUCGACUCUUGAGAAACCUGCUCAGUGUAACCUCGAGCCAUAACUGUUGCAUCCAUGAAAGAAAGACAACCAAGCAGAAGGCUUAAAUAUUGAGGUGUUGCUGCAAGAAAGCGCUCACAAUGAUAAUCCACCCUUGAUCUGAACGCGUAGCUCAUUUCUCUUCUUCUGCACACAGAAGAGUUCUUAAAGGCACAGAUGCUAUUUAACGUGUAUGUUACUUGCUUAUCCCCUCUCCCUGCUGUGUUUCAAUGUGUGUUUAAGCUGCAAACUUUGUGUGAAACAUCAUAACGGGGAAAAAAAAAACAUUUGAG